AUGAAGAGCCUUGCUCCUUUCUUCAAACCAUUCCUUCUCGUUCACCUUUUGGGUCUGACACCAGCAGGAGUUGAAGGUGCCCUGGCACUGGCGGGUUUGCCUGCCACCAUCACAGUGCAGGAGCAUAUCCCGGCGGGGACCAGCAUCUUCAACUGUUAUGUGGUUUCAACACUUGGUGGCACCACACUCUCCCCUCGGAUCCUGAGCCCCCAACCGCUCAAUGACUUCUUCAGCGUCUCUGUGGUGUCUGGACUGAACCUGACAGUGAUUGUCUUGGCUUCCGCGGGGCUGGAUUAUGAGACCCAAAGGCAGUUUGAGCUGUCGAUCUUUGUGGAAGAUAAUAAGGGAUACACGGAUCUCAAAGUGCUCACUGUGAUUUUAAGUGAUGUGAACGAGCCGCCCAGGUUCCUGGAUGGUCUAACUGUACAAGUCAACAUUUUGGAGAAUUCAGAAGCAGGGACAGUGAUAUAUGAGGUUCAAGCAACUGACCCUGACAGAGACGAGACCCUCUCAUUUGCAGUGAACUCGACACUCUUCGCUGCUCACUCCAGCGGACAAUCUGGGAUUAUCGUUGCAGCUCAAACCUUAGACUAUGAAACAGACCCACACAGCUUUGCUGUUGCAGUGACAGUGAUGGACACAGAUGGUCACCUCAUUACUGGGAUUCUGCUGGUGAAUAUACUAAACCUUAAUGACAACAGCCCAAGAUUUACAAAGCUUGCAACACUGAUUGAGAUUUUUGAGGAUGUGACACCCGGUACAGUGAUCACAACAGUGACAGCUGAGGACUUGGACGACAACACUCUGAGCUAUCACCUCAAAACACACAAUCCCUAUUUUACAAUUAAUUCAGCCACAGGUGAGAUUCAGGUGGCACAGACCUUGGACACAGGGAGCACCUCACUGAAAAACGCUACGAGGCAACAGCUGCAAAUCGUGGUUACAGACAGCCUCAGAGGAGGGCAUACAUCCUCAGACACCAUAACAAUCCUCAUAAAGGACAUUAACAACAAGCACCCAUUCUGUUCCCCACACACACACAGCAACAGUCACCUCAACUACAUCCUGAGGCCAUUUGCUGGGGCAGGCCGAAGAUUUGCUUUGAACCCGAGGGAUCCCAGAACUAUCGUGGUAACUGGGAUUCUUGACUUUGAAGACCCAACUAACUUUGAUGGUGAAAAUGUGUUUGAGAUGUUGGUGAUUGUGAAUGACAGUGUGGCGCCCUAUCACCAGGAUACUGUGACUGUAUAUGUUACAAUCCUGCCAGUGAAUGAAUUCACUCCAAACUUCACCCAGAUGUCUUAUACUUUCAAUGUUUCCGAGAUCACAACAAGUGGAACAGUGAUCGGAAGAGUUUCUGCCGAGGACAGAGACCGGCCAGCAGCUGCCCUCACGUACUCUCUGGUUGGAGGAGGAAGCACACAGGGAUACUGGCAGUUGUUCAGGAUCAGCCCGUCCUCAGGGAAUCUUCAGCUGGUGGCCAAGCCGGACUAUGAGACAAAGCGAAACUAUGUGCUGACAGUACUAGCCGUGGAUGGAGGCCCGGAGAAAGGGCAGACAGGCACCACAACAAUUACAGUGAAUAUCCUCCCAGUUAAUGACGAGCCUCCUGUCUGCCAUCCUGGCUUUCAGCAGCUGACAGUCUCUGCAGGAACUGCUGUCGGCACCAAAAUCGCAGGUUUCCGCCUGUCCUGUACAGAUGCCGACUCUGCCCCUCAGGCUUUCCGUUACUUCAUCAUCUCCGGUAACAGGAACAAUCAUUUCAAACUCUCGCCCAGCGCUGGCUCCAACCUCACCCAGCUCGUUCUUGCAAUCGCCUUCCAGUACUUCAGAGAAUCUGCUGGCUGGGAGGGAAGACAGGAAGCUUGUGCAAACCGGGACAGCGACCAUAAACGUCAAAGUUAUCGUCCCACAACCACCACUCAAGAAACCAGCACAACAGACAGUAUAACAUACGUCUGGAUCUCACAGAAUACCUACGAGGAAGAUGCGUGGUACAUCCCGUUCCUUGUCACCGUUGGUUGCCUGUUGCUCCUCGGAUGGCUAGGACUGCUGACGUUCCGCCUGGUCAAAUAUAUCCGCUCUCUGCCUAAGGAACUUGAGAAAGAGACGCUAGUGGAGAGACAAGAACAGAAGAAGAGGCAACAAGAUGUGGUUGUGGAAAUGACCAAAUUCACCACCAUUUUUGAUGGAGAAGCUCUGGACCCAGUCACAGGUAAGAUGUAUCAGUACAACACAAUAUCGGGAGCCAGACGCUGGAAGGAUGUGCAGUCGCCUGGGACAGAUGGUGAGGACAUGACAGCGACAGUCCCAGGUCCUUUGACCAGUGACCGCAGAGAGAGAGAUGAGCCAUUCACAUCAGACAGCAGGGUGAAGGACACCCAACCUGUGCAGAAUGCAACCAGGAACACACCCAAACGACCCCCAGCUCCCAAGCCAUCUAACCAUCUCAGGAACCUGUCAGGUGUUAACUUGGUGGAGACGGAAUAGCUCACCUGUAAAUUGCCCGGAGCUCACUGGCAGAGUUAGCCAGUGUAUGUGUGUGGGCACAUGUAUGUGUGUGUGUGGGUAUUGAAUCUAAGAUUUUACAAGCUUGCAGCUGAUUUGAGGGGAAAAUGAGCAUGAUUGGACUCUUGGGAAUGUUGCUUUGAUGGUUCCAAUAUUGGUUUCAUUUUGUUCAGCUGGGAUCGUGUCUGACACAUGCAGAAACCCAAGAGUUACUAAACCAGACUAAGAGUUCCACCUUUAUAAUUGUUUCCGAUUGUCUGGAAUGGAUUGCUCACCCUCUCCCUGGAGGGAUGCACCCUGCUUACCAAAUUCUGGAGAGUAUUUGGCACAGGUUGGCAUGAAACAAGGUCUGAGGACCUUAGAGAGUGUGGAGUGAGUGCUGGAGUCAAACUAGCUAAAACCACACAGCUAGCCAUUGAGGUCAAUGUCUGGCAAGCUUUCCCGCUACAUGUCCAACGAGUACAAUCCUACCCAAUAGAGCUUUGGCUUGCAGGGUUAACAGGAGCUGAGCGGGAAGAGUCCCU
Molecule: messenger RNA, 3032 nt
Organism: Callorhinchus milii (elephant shark)
Lineage: Eukaryota; Metazoa; Chordata; Chondrichthyes; Chimaeriformes; Callorhinchidae
Product: cadherin-related family member 3-like
Exons: 20
Coding region: 1-2490 (829 amino acids)
Biological process (GO): homophilic cell-cell adhesion; cell-cell junction assembly; synaptic transmission, glutamatergic
Cellular component (GO): axon terminus; synaptic cleft; catenin complex
Molecular function (GO): calcium ion binding; cadherin binding
Source: RefSeq, a predicted model, not a curated record